Scedosporium apiospermum is the source of this 654-nucleotide messenger RNA. RefSeq lists its product as uncharacterized. The record is from RefSeq and is a predicted model, not a curated record. Lineage: Eukaryota; Fungi; Ascomycota; Sordariomycetes; Microascales; Microascaceae. Gene Ontology annotation, biological process: protein transport; endosome transport via multivesicular body sorting pathway; late endosome to vacuole transport. The transcript has 5 exons. Bases 1 to 654 code for a protein of 217 amino acids. Gene Ontology annotation, cellular component: multivesicular body; ESCRT III complex.
AUGAAUAUCCUCGAAUACAUGUUUGGCAAGCGCAUGACGCCUGCAGAGCGUUUACGAAAGAACCAGCGAUCCCUGGAUAAGGCGAUCCGAGAGCUCGACCAGCUCCGCGUCAAACUCGAGAAGCAGGAAAAGACGCUGAUACAACAAAUCAAGACAUCGGCACAAAAGGGACAGAUGGGCGCAUGCAAAAUCCAAGCGAAAGACCUCGUACGGACAAGGAGGUAUAUUGAGAAGUUCUACGACAUGAGGAGCCAACUACAAAAGAUCUCCCUGCGCCUUCAAACGUAUCGAUCCAAUGAGCAGAUGAUGCAGGCCAUGAAGGGUGCCACGAUGGCACUUGGCAGCAUGAACCGGCAGAUGAACCUACCCGGACUCGCAAAGAUCGCUAUGGAAUUUGAGAGAGAAAACGACAUUAUGGAGCAGAGGCAAGAAAUGAUGGACGACGCUAUUGAUGAUGCGAUGGAUGUGGGAGCAGAGGAAGAGGGCGAGGAAGUGGUGGAACAGAUCCUUGAAGAGAUCGGUGUGGAUCUGAACCAUGCGCUGGGCGAGACCCCAACCGGCUUACAGGCUGCUGCCGUGCCAGAAGGAAAGGUUGCGCAGGCUGUUGGGGAAGACGAUGACUUGCAGGCGCGACUGGACAGCCUGAGACGGUAG